AUGGCGGGCUCCGGUGGGUCCUACUGGUCCACGCUUAGUCAGGAUCCGUCGUGGGCGUGGCUGAGUCGCGAGGAUUCUCGACCAGUGCAGGGAACCGAAGAUGAGACUCAGUUGGGCGCUUCUUUGACAGGUGCAUGUCGCAUCCAAAACAGCAAGCUCUCUCUCCAGUUUUGCCGCAUCUGCCAUCCACGGGCUCAAGCAAAGGUUUACAUCCGAGGCUCUAAAGAGGUCCCGGUUUGCCACUGA
This is a messenger RNA of Symbiodinium sp. CCMP2592, 246 nucleotides long. The record is from the annotation of a GenBank genome assembly. NCBI's taxonomy places the organism in Eukaryota, Dinophyceae, Suessiales, Symbiodiniaceae.